GGGCCGGUUUUCACAGUUUUCAAAAUAUAAAUUAUUAAUUAUUCAUUUGCUGAAAGCGGAGCUCAGUAGCCAAAUUAUCAGCACUCGGAGAGUAGUGUUGUUCGUGGAUGAUCCGAAAUGGUUCGACUGAAGCACAGGUAUGCAACCGUGGAGCUGAGCUACAGCGGCGACAGUGACAGUGGUGGUGGCCGCCAGCACGACGAACAGCUGAGCAGCAAGCGCAUGGUGGAGGAGCUGCGCAAGGCAGUGCAAUGUCUUCACGGUGAUUAUGGUCUGGGAUGCGUCUUGAGAUCCCUGCAUGUGAAAUACCUGAAUGUACAAACAAACAUUGCCAUAAUCCGUAUUUCUCGCGGCUACUACAAGCUCCUGCUCUCUGCUCUUCCGUUGAUGAAGAAACUCCGGGAUAUUGAGUGCAGCAUCAAGGUGUUACAUCUGGGAGGUACUAUUCGUAGCUGCCAGCGCUUUCUCAUUGCUCACAAUCGCAAAUACCUUCAGGAAUGCUUGAAAACAGCGACUACACCUGUUGAACGUGCAGAGUUGAUGGAUCUGAUUGCUGCGUAGUACCUCACCUCACUCUGGGCUCAGAGACGUGAAUCUGUACCCAGUCAAUGACUCCAAUCAACUGCCGUAUCGAAAGGCUGGGAGUGCCCGUGAAGCACAAGUCGAAUGUGGUGAGACUCACCCAAUGGCUAGCAAGUAUAAAAAAGGCAGGCCCUUGCAGAGUUGGUUGGAAUUGCCCUGCUUGCUGACAAUCAAUGGGCAAUCUUGAGCAGGCUAUGCAUCCUACAUGGCUAGGCCUCACUACCGGCUCUGGAUGAGUUUGAGAAUGAGUGGCGGCGAUGCAGCUGAACUCAUCACUGCUAAGUGCUGCGGGCAUGUGAUGAACUCCCGUUUGUCGGUGCUGAACUCCUGUGUGCCGACACUGUAUGAAUGUGCCACCUGCCGCCGGCCGGGAUUCGCCUUGAAGUAGGCGUACGGGAGACAUGAUGCAGCCAUGUACAAGAAGUGUAUGUGGAUUGUCACCGCUGUUGUGUUGUUGUUUCGGUGAGCAGGGACCGUGUGUUGUUACUGCUAUCCAUCAUUGACUGCAGCAGACAGUGUAGCAGUGUAUCAGUGCACAACUCACCAUGACCGUGAUCACUGGCUCUGUGCACCACCGAAUUGCUUGAAGCCAUGCCAUACAUGACCGUGCACACUGUAUCUCAGUGCUUUUGCCGAAUUAUCUGUAUUAGCAAACAAUAUCAUGGUUCUCAGCCGAACGUUGACUGGACAUUUUAUUGAGUUUAUAAAUGGCUAUCUUACGGAAGUUCCGGUGAAUCCCAUCAUGGAAGCCGACAUUUACGCAGAUGACGAAUUAUAGAGUGAUGAAAACGGGAUUGCAGCAGGUUUUUUUAAAUACAGCUAUGGGCAGUAUCUAAGGCGCACCCAUGACUAUACUUAUUAUACUAUAACAUUGGACCGACCUCUCUUGCAUGUGUGGCUAUAAUAGUUAUUCUCUGCAAAUUACUUAGUUACAGGGUCACCCUUUUCUUCUAUGAAAUACUUGUGCAUUGCUGUAACUUUUAGCUACGGUUUACCCGCUUUUUGUUUGUUUUCACUGCUCCCCUCCACCAUCACGAACAACACCAACAACAACAAACAACGACAACAACAAACAACAACAGCAGCAGCAGCAACGACAACCACAUCACUGGUCACUGUAACUGGAUGACAAUUUUCAUUUCCAUUCAA
This is a messenger RNA of Sycon ciliatum, 1731 nucleotides long. RefSeq names its product ribonuclease P/MRP protein subunit POP5-like. The coding region runs from base 118 to 561 and encodes 147 amino acids. Gene Ontology annotation, cellular component: ribonuclease P complex. The transcript is spliced from 5 exons. NCBI's taxonomy places the organism in Eukaryota, Metazoa, Porifera, Calcarea, Leucosolenida, Sycettidae. The record is from RefSeq and is a predicted model, not a curated record. Gene Ontology annotation, molecular function: ribonuclease P RNA binding. Gene Ontology annotation, biological process: tRNA 5'-leader removal.